Trichomycterus rosablanca is the source of this 1413-nucleotide messenger RNA. It is a transcript of the gene rgs4, whose product is annotated as regulator of G protein signaling 4. The transcript has 5 exons. Lineage: Eukaryota; Metazoa; Chordata; Actinopteri; Siluriformes; Trichomycteridae. Bases 54 to 680 code for a protein of 208 amino acids. The record is from RefSeq and is a predicted model, not a curated record.
CACUCAAACACUUCUCUCUGUAUUCGGAUUUUUAACUCUCUUCCACCAGCACCAUGUGUAAGGGGCUCGCAGCCCUUCCUGCCACCUGCCUGAAAAGUGCAAAGGAUAUAAAGCACAAGAUCGGGUUUCUGCUUCAGAAGGCUGAGCCCAAUCAAGAGCAAAAGCCAGCAAAGGAAAAAGAAAAGGAGAAGAGCAGCAUGGUGAAAAGCUUUGUUCCUGUGGAUACUGAGAAAUGGAAAACAUCCUUUACUAACAUGAUUAAUAAUGAUGUUGGACGUGCUGCAUUCACUUCUUUUUUGAAGUCAGAGUACAGUCAGGAAAAUAUUGAAUUCUGGGAGGCAUGUGAGGACUUCAAGAAAACAUCUGCACCACAGAUGCAUGUGAAGGCCAAGCAGAUCUUUGAACAGUACGUUGAAGCUGAUUCCUCAAACGAGGUCAACCUGGACUCUGCGACAAGAGAGGAGACACGAAAGAACCUGGAGAAUUGUGACGUGACCUGUUUCGACGAGGCCCAGAGUAAAAUUUUCAUGCUGAUGGAAAAGGACUCGUACAGGCGCUUUCUGAAGUCCAAACUGUUCCUCGACCUGUCACAGCCGUGCCAAAAUGAAAAACCAUGCGGCUUAGAGAGAAAAGGGACCAUUACUGAGUUUAGUCAGUGCCUCUUGUCUCAUUGUGCUUAAUUCAUAAAUGAAAUCUUCAGCUCACCUUUUUAUGUUCGCAGUCGGGAAGUUUCUGUCGGGAAGUGAUGGCUUGAUUAUGUAGACAGACAACAGAAUGUUUAUUCUUGUUUUUCACAGCUGUUUUUGUGAGCUUUUAAAACUAUGACACAUUUUUAUUUUAAUGUAUUUUUCACUUUACUGUUGAUGUAAACAUGUCCAUGUAACUUCAUUUAAGAAGGAAAAAGGCAUCUUGUAUAUUGCAUGGGACGAGGUUAAAGGUAAAAAGACACUGAUGUAGUUUACAGUGAGCAAGUUUGCACCUGAAUGACUGUUACAGGUAAUAAAGCAUUGUGUACUGUAGUGUAGUAUAGUAUAGUGUGGUGUGGUGUAGUAUAGUGUAAUAUUUGACUCACUGUUCGAAUUGGAGUAAAACAAAGUCCUAUCUGAGGAUGACUUUAAUUCUCUCAUAUACCCGUACAAACAUAUCAAUAAUAAAUGUAUCUUACUGUCAAUAUUGUGUGUUAUUGCUGUUAGUUGCCAGUAAAUCUGGCCUAAUAAUGAAGCUCUAAAACUCUAACAAAUGUGGCUGAGCUAUAUCUGCUUAUUGUACUGUUUGUUACAGUGAAUUCUACAAUCUAACGUCACUUUAUCUUGGCUUAUUAGAAUAAAUGCCUGAAUCUGUUUACAUAUUUGUUUACUUCUAUAUUUACUUGUGUUAUCCAUAUUUAUUGUAUUGUUUAUGAAUAAAAAAAUA